This is a messenger RNA of Marmota monax (woodchuck), 737 nucleotides long. RefSeq names its product S100 calcium binding protein A5 (gene S100a5). Lineage: Eukaryota; Metazoa; Chordata; Mammalia; Rodentia; Sciuridae. Gene Ontology annotation, molecular function: transition metal ion binding; calcium ion binding. The record is from RefSeq and is a predicted model, not a curated record. The transcript is spliced from 3 exons. Gene Ontology annotation, cellular component: cytoplasm; nucleus. Bases 313 to 594 code for a protein of 93 amino acids.
UGGAGGGGUGGCUGUGCUGACAGCAUUGAGGCCCCCAUUCCAACCCCACCUCUGGUCCAGGUCUCAGAAAGACCCUGGAGUUAGACGUCAAUAGUCCUCUGUCCUCCAUGCCUCCUGGGUACAAGUCACUGGCCUGAGCCUGGAGGUCAGACAGGCAAGUCCAGUCACCUCUUUCCUGCUUCCUGUUAUGAGCUUUCAGCCCCAACCCCUCCUACCCUCGGACACCCGUUGCCCUGUCCCCUACUUUACAGCAAGACCUUCCUUGAUAUCAGGUGAUUCAGGUGCUGGAGGAGAGGAGAGCUGCACACUGUGAUGGAGACUCCACUUGAGAAGGCCCUGACCACUAUGGUCACCACAUUCCACAAAUAUUCGGGGAGAGAGGGUAGCAAGCUGACCCUGAGUAGGAAGGAACUAAAGGAGUUGAUCAAGAAGGAGCUGAGUCUUGGGGAGAAGAUGAAGGAGAGCAGCAUCGACGACCUGAUGAAGAGCCUGGAUAAAAACAGCGACCAGGAGAUUGACUUCAAGGAGUACUCGGUGUUCCUGACCACGCUGUGCAUGGCCUACAAUGACUUCUUCCUGGAGGACAACCAAUGACGGGGACUCCCCUCUGCCCUCUCUGUUUGCCGCAGCUGUUGACCUCUCUAGCUCCUUUGACAGCCCUCUUUGGCCCCUGAGCCUCCUCUUCCUUCCUGAUAGACUCUUCCAGCAGAGGCAAUAAAGAUUUUCCAUCUCAAGUG